This is a messenger RNA of Micropterus dolomieu (smallmouth bass), 1296 nucleotides long. It is a transcript of the gene mboat4, whose product is annotated as membrane bound O-acyltransferase domain containing 4. The record is from RefSeq and is a predicted model, not a curated record. Gene Ontology annotation, biological process: peptidyl-serine octanoylation; lipid modification. Gene Ontology annotation, molecular function: serine O-acyltransferase activity. The transcript is spliced from 3 exons. NCBI's taxonomy places the organism in Eukaryota, Metazoa, Chordata, Actinopteri, Centrarchiformes, Centrarchidae. Bases 1 to 1296 code for a protein of 431 amino acids. Gene Ontology annotation, cellular component: endoplasmic reticulum membrane.
AUGGGUUUGAUGGACUGGUUGUGGGAGCAGCAUCAGUUUUUAAUGCACCAGUGUUUUUCACUUCCAUUCGCAUUUUUGUUUUGUCUUCUUGCUAAACGGGGAUAUCUGUCCUUGACGCACAGGUACCUGUUUGUUUCUGUCGGAGGAUGUAUCCUGGCAGGUGUCACGAUGGGUAUCUACAGCAUGCUUCUGUUCACCUCCACCUUUGUCUUUAUUCUGCUCGUGUGCUAUGUGGAUCCCAGAUGUAUCCAUGCCUGGGUGUUUGGUGUCCAGAUGUUGUGGCAAACCUUCUGGCACCUGCUUAUACAGUACAGGGAAUACUACCUGCGUGAGCCCGUCAGCAUCAGAUUGUUUUUGGCAGCGUCCUCUUUGAUGCUGCUUACGCAGAGAAUCACCUCAGUCUCCAUGGACCUCCAGGAGAAACGAGUUAUGUUGCCACUGAAUGCUUCAUCCAAACGGGAGGCUUGUGUGAUGCUUCUCCCUCUUAUCAGCUACAUCCUCAAUUUCACCACACUGCUUGGUGGCCCUUUGUGCUCCUAUAGCCGAUUCGUGUCCCUAAUGGCGGAAAUCAGCCUCAACCCUCUGCCUAAUCCACUGAGUGUGGUCUUCCUAAAGUUGAUUCAAGUGUUAUUGCUAGAGUGGGUAAGACAUGGUCUUUCCUAUUUUCUGAAACAUAACACCUACGAUCCCUCCAAAUCUAUCAUUCUCUAUGGCGUCCUGUGGGUUUGGGGUCUAGCGGUGGUUUUGAGGAUCCAAUAUUAUUCUCACUGGAAGAUCAGUGAAUGCCUCAAUAAUGCAGCCGGGUUUGGCUUCUGGGAAAAUUCAUCAGGAGACUCCUCAGCCUGGAGCGGACUAUCUGAUGGGGAUUUCUGGACCAUCGAAGCCUCGACCCGCAUGUCAGAGUUUGCCCGUCGAUGGAACGCCACAACAGCUUCAUGGCUGCGUAGACUGGUUUAUAUAAGGUGCAAACAUUUCCCGUUGUUCAUGACUUUUAGUUUUUCACUGUGGUGGCAUGGUUUGCAUUUAGGUCACUUUGUGGGAAUGAUGACCUGGGCAGCAACAGUGAAAGCAGAUUAUCAUAUACACAGGCACUUGUGCCCAAAACAUCCAUCAACAUGGAGGAAGAUAUACACUUGUUUAAGCUGGAUAAACACUCAAAUGAUUGUUGCUUGUAUUGUUACAGCAGUAGAAUUAAGAAAUAUGUCUGGUUUGAGACUUUUGUCUAUAACAUACAUAGGUCUGUUUCCACUUUUUAAUAUAAUCCUGCUCUUUCUCAAACGCAACACAGUUUACUAA